Molecule: messenger RNA, 2149 nt
Organism: Balaenoptera acutorostrata (minke whale)
Lineage: Eukaryota; Metazoa; Chordata; Mammalia; Artiodactyla; Balaenopteridae
Gene: TOR4A
Product: torsin family 4 member A
Exons: 1
Coding region: 1-1245 (414 amino acids)
Cellular component (GO): endoplasmic reticulum lumen; nuclear envelope
Molecular function (GO): ATP binding; ATP hydrolysis activity
Source: RefSeq, a predicted model, not a curated record
AUGGACCGCGGCCAGCCCAGCCCGGAGCCCGCGGCAGCGGACCCCGUCGCCCCCCGCCCGAGCGUGGUCGCGCCCGUGCGCGCCGUGGUCCGCCUGCGCCGCCGCGUGCGCCUCCUGCGCAAGCGGUGCCUCCCGCCUCCGGCCGUGAGGGUGGACUCCGAGCCCCGGGCGCCGCGAGCGGACCCGUACCGGCCGCAGUUUUUCACUUUCGACGGCCCGGCGGAGCUACCCUCGAGGCCGCCGCGAAAGAAGCGCCGGCGCAGCCGCGUGGUGCUCUACCCCGAGACGUCGCGCAAGUACCGGCCGCGCGCGGAGCGCCGGAGCCGCGCGCAGCGUUGCCUGUUGCUGCUUGUGGCCAUCGUGGGCUUCCAGGUGCUCAACGCCAUCGAGAACCUGGACGACAACGCGCAGCGCUAUGACCUUGACGGGCUGGAGAAGGCGCUGCAGCGGGCCGUGUUCGGCCAGCCGGCGGCCGUGCGGCGCGUCGUGGCGCUGCUGCGGGACUACCUGGCCACGCACGUGCACAGCCGCCCGCUGCUCCUGGCGCUGCACGGGCCCAGCGGCGUGGGCAAGAGCCAUGUGGGCCGCCUGCUGGCGCGCCACUUCCGCGCGGUGCUUGAGGACGGCGCGCUCGUGCUGCAGUACCACGCGCGGCACCACUGCCCCGAGCCGCGCGCCGCGGAGGACUGCCGCCAGGAGCUGGCGCGGCGCGUGGCCGACGUGGUGGCGCGGGCCGAGGCGGAAGAGAAGACCCCGCUCCUGGUGCUGGACGACGUGGAGCUCCUGCCGCCGGCGCUGCUGGAUGAGCUGCACGGUCUCCUGCAUCCGCAGCGUUCGCACCACUUUCACAACGCCAUCUACGUGCUUCUCAGCGGCAACGGCGGCGCGGAGGUCACGCGCUUCGUGCUGCAGAACGCGUCCCGCACGCUGGCCCUGCGCCCAGACGGCGCCCACGGGGCCGCGGCGGUGGCGGCACAGGCCGAGGAUGAGCUGCGCGCCAACCUGAGGGCGCUCCUGGUCCGCGAGCACCCGCUGUGGCAGGCCGCGGCCAUCGUGCCCUUCCUGCUGCUGGACAAGGGGGAUGUGGUCAACUGCUUCCGGGACGAGAUGGCCGGGGAGGGCUUCUUCCCGGAGCAGGCCCGCGCCGAGCUCCUGGCCGCGCAGCUCAGCUACUACCGCGUGGCUGGCCGCGAGUUCGCCGUCACUGGCUGCAAGCAGGUGGUGGCCACGGUGAACCUCUUGUAGCGCAGGCGCCGCCGGACGCAGUGGACGCCCAUGGGCACGACGGGACGUUGGUUUGAUAGUGGCAGUUGGAGGGAGGGGACCCUGUGGAUUUGCCCCAGGCCUCUAAGCCCCAAAUAAAUCUGUCCAUGGCCCUCCGCCGGUUCACACUGGGACCUGGGGGGACCGUUGGGGCUGGGUCAGCUCUGAGCUCCUCUGCCAAUUCCAAUCCCCCUCAGAGCCCCAAUCUGCCACCUGCUGGUUCUUAAUUCAGCCUGCAUUCUUCAGCGCCAGUAUGUCCCACAGGGCUGGCUCCUCAGGAGUGGGUAGGUCUGUCCCCGUGGGACAGAGGAUAGAUGACGACAGAGCGGGUGAGCAGACCCCAGGGACACACAGCUGGUCCCCUGCAGAGUCGGAUGUGACCACGACUCGUUCGGGUGCCUGCAGCAGGCGAACACACGCCUGCUCACCCCGGGGGCCUAAAGUCCCGGAUGCUUCUCCACUGCAAGAAUCCCGUGGGUCUGCCUGGACUUCUCAUGGCAUCUUGGGCCCAGGAGCUCCCCGGGAGGCAAAGGGGUGGGUGGGGGGCUCCACUCAAUGAGCUGGUCCAGUGGAAUCCCCUGAAUGCUCCGGACGGGGGACUCUCUCAGGGUGACAGCAGUCGGAGGAGGGUCCAAGUCGGGGUCCCUGACCUCCUGGAUCCCCCUGCGCUGCCCACUAACCUGCUCCAGGGUGCUGAACUCGGGGGAGGCCUGUGAGUAGGGAUGCCUCAGACCGCAGAGGUCCACUGCUUCCCAGGCCUGGGGUGGGGCCUCAUGCUUGCCAUCCUGGCUUCUCCCCAACCCUGGCUCUGCAGGCUCAUGUCUCCCCGAGCAGGACUGCAGGAGCCGUGCUGGCUGCCUGGGGCGGGUGAGCGCCAAGCCUCGGG